Messenger RNA from Schizophyllum commune H4-8, 2193 nucleotides. RefSeq lists its product as uncharacterized. The transcript has 3 exons. The coding region runs from base 61 to 1836 and encodes 591 amino acids. NCBI's taxonomy places the organism in Eukaryota, Fungi, Basidiomycota, Agaricomycetes, Agaricales, Schizophyllaceae. The record is from RefSeq and is a predicted model, not a curated record.
GCGUCGACCACCCUCCGCCGCCCACUUAUCCAGUGGACAGCGCUGGAUAGAGGCUAAAUCAUGCACAAAGCCCUAGAGACCACAGAACUCAUCUCCAUCAUAUGCGACUUUGCAGGGGGACCUUAUUACAGCUGCAGCGCCGAUGUUCUGCGACUGGCCCUGACUUGUCGUCGAUUCCUCGAGCCAGCCCUCGAUGUUCUCUGGCACGACGUCUAUAACAUUGCACACCUCUUGAAGUGCUUUCCACCCGAUAUAUGGAUGCAGGAGGAGACGGUGGACUGGUAUGAUGGGCGGAAGCUGAAAGUUCUCCGCUGUCCAAGACACCAGGACUGGAAGCGCCCAAGAUACUAUGCUAAACGCGUCAAAGAACUAUACUUUGACCCUCGUGGUGUGGACGUAACGUUCUACGACACGCUGGCGAUGUCCUGUCCCGACCACGUUCUCUUUCCCAAUCUUCUUCAGCUUCACCUGAGCGAACCCACAGGAGGAGACAACUCGAUUAUGUCAUUCGGCCGCCUCCUCAUCAGCCCGUCGAUCCAACGCCUGAACCUUACUACUUGCAAGUGGGAGAAGUCGCUGCAAGCCAUGUCAUUCACCACCUUCCUCACAUCGAGAUGCAAGCCCACUCAUAUUGACAUCUCCUUUGCCGGCCUUCCUGAUGACGCAGUGGACGUGAUCUUUACGGACUGGACCCAUUUGCAAAGCAUUACACUGGAGAUAGUUCAAACGACGAUGCUAAGACGGAUUGCGUCCUUCCCCUCUCUUCAAGUCCUCAGAAUUCGAGGGUCAUACGUUCACCCAAAGUCCAUCGUCGGAGAGCUGAUGGAAGUAGAAGGACACGGCGGAUUCCCAUCCCUACAGCAGGUCGUCGUGCGUUAUGGCACCCCGGAAACAUGCACUUGGCUGCUCGCCAUGAUGAACCGCAGCCCCGUCAAAAAGUUGGACAUGUACCUUCACUCUGGAAUGUCUGUCUCGGCAGAGCAGUGGCGAGACAUCCUCCAACUACUGCUCUCCGCAGUGGACCACCAAACGCUGGAACGCCUCGUCCUCUUCGAUAACGCCGUACACGAAGACGACGCGCACACGAUUUACCCCUUCUCAUGCGACUUCGUGGAGCCGUUGCUCUGCUUCAAGGGCCUUCGCCGUCUCACCUUCCGACCGGUGUGUCCCGUGCACUUGGACGGUGCUACGCUGUUGGCCAUGGGCCGGGCGCUGAGCAAUCUGCGCUUUCUAGAUAUGAGGGGCCACCGACUCGAUCAUUCUCCGACUAUUACGGUUCACGAUGUCGUCGGAUUCGCCCUGCAGUGCCCCGCUCUGCAAACCGUCGCAUUCUCUAUUGAUGCGCUGGAUCAUGUACCCUGGCCGCAGUCCGGUACCGUCCCCGAGGGCGGGCGCCGCAACCCAUCGGUCACCAAAUUCGCGGUCGGCUGCGCGACCAUCUGUGCCAACGAUGCGAUUAUUUAUGCCGCAUACCUGUCCUCUGUCUUUCCCAACCUGUGCGAGGUCGAGGCGUGGGGCGAUGGCGGCCUCCGUGACAUGACGCACUCCCGGUGGAAGGACGUGGAGAGGUUGCUCCCACUGUGCCGCGAGCUUAGGCAGCAGGGGUAUCUGCACGGUCUUCAGCAGCAGCAGCAGCAGCAGCGAUGUCUGCACGGCCAGCGUCCAAGACGUGGUGAAGGUAGCGACGCAACGAACUUUGGACAAACCAGCUCCCCGGACUUUGGACAAAACGGCCCCGCGAACUUCGGCCGUCUGAGAAACUGGUCGAAAGGAUGGCCAGACGCGCCCAUGGAAGACUUUUAUUCGGAUGACGAUUAUGGUCGCGAUCCAGAGUAGGGCUUCUGCUAUCAGUAUGCUCAGGUCGUUUCCAAGGGUCAAGAUGGUCGCGUUCUUAUGCUCGUUUUCGCCUUCUGUGUCCAUCGUGGGGCAGCCUGACGUCUUCAAAUUGGCAUAAACUCUCAAGUUAAGGCUGAGAGCUAGUCCGAAGAUGGUGGUCGGCAGGGAGGGGGAGUAGGCUGGAUGUGCUGCCAGAACACCUCGACCUUAGCAUCUUAGCCUGGACCGAGGGGCGGGCCCGACUGAUGAAAAGUGGAGGGCGGUCAAGAGGAGGAAGGUGUUAGUUACACUAACGAAAUAUAUAUACUUCGUUCUCGUUCUCGAGCCCUCUGUGUCUCUCUAGUCUCUCGCGUUCCC